This is a messenger RNA of Pipra filicauda (Wire-tailed manakin), 3953 nucleotides long. RefSeq names its product GRAM domain containing 1B (gene GRAMD1B). Gene Ontology annotation, biological process: intracellular sterol transport. The coding region runs from base 58 to 2730 and encodes 890 amino acids. The record is from RefSeq and is a predicted model, not a curated record. The transcript has 22 exons. Lineage: Eukaryota; Metazoa; Chordata; Aves; Passeriformes; Pipridae. Gene Ontology annotation, molecular function: sterol binding; sterol transfer activity. Gene Ontology annotation, cellular component: plasma membrane; endoplasmic reticulum membrane; endoplasmic reticulum-plasma membrane contact site.
CCGAGAUCAGAGCGAGAGCGCCUGGGGGUGGGAGCAGAAGGAGAGCAAGGGCGUCUGAUGCCAGCUGCCAACAUGACAGAAACCCUGCAGCUCCCAGCCCUGCAAGUGCCCGAGCAGCAGGGGCUGGAGGGCUGUGCCUGGUCCAGCUCGUCCACCCCGACCCUGCGCAGGAAGCGCUUCAAGAUGAGGCGGAUGAAGAACGUGCAGGAGCAGAGCCUGGAGGCCGGCAGGUACCAGGAUUCUCCUUCCUCCAGCAAGGAAUACCUGCAGCUCCCAUCCAUUGAGAUCACCCCCUCCAGUGACGAGGACACCCCCUGGUCCAACUGCUCCACACCCAGUGCUUCCCCGCGGCGCAAGCGCUUCCUCCUUCGGAAGUGGCUGCGCGUCAGAGAGAAGAAGGAGUGCAGUGAGAGCAGCUGCUGUUGGGAGGAAGCGAGGACGAGACAGAAACCAAGUAGCAGCCAGCAGAGCAGCCAGCAGAGCAGCCACGAUGACGACUCAGCCCGGUUCCUGAGCCCUUUCCUGCGGGAGGACAGUACUGCCAGUAACUCCAACCGCAGCACUCCUGCCUGCUCCCCGAUCCUGCGCAAACGCUCCCGCUCCCCGACGCCGCAGGACGCCCCGGGAGACGCCAUGGUGGAGAAGGGCUCGGACCACUCCUCAGACAAAUCCCCUUCCACGCCGGAGCAGGGUGUCCAGCGGAGCUGUUCCUCCCAGUCAGGCCGCAGUGGGGCCAAGAACUCCAAGAAAAGCCAGAGUUGGUAUAAUGUGUUGAGUCCAACAUACAAACAACGGAAUGAGGAUUUCAGGAAACUCUUCAAGCAGCUCCCGGACACGGAGCGACUCAUUGUGGAUUACUCAUGUGCUCUCCAACGAGACAUCCUCCUGCAGGGCCGCCUCUACCUCUCGGAAAACUGGAUCUGCUUCUACAGCAACAUCUUCCGCUGGGAGACACUGCUGACCGUUCGCUUGAAGGACAUCUGCUCGAUGACCAAGGAGAAGACAGCCCGGCUCAUUCCCAAUGCCAUCCAAGUUUGCACUGACACUGAAAAGCACUUUUUUACUUCCUUUGGGGCUCGAGACAGGACGUACAUGAUGAUGUUCAGACUCUGGCAGAACGCUCUGCUUGACAAGCCUCUGUGUCCAAAGGAGCUCUGGCACUUUGUCCACCAGUGCUAUGGGAACGAGCUGGGUCUGACCAGUGAUGAUGAAGACUAUGUGCCUCCUGAUGAUGACUUCAACACAAUGGGCUACUGUGAGGAAAUCCCCGUGGAAGAGAACGAAGUCAACGACAGCUCCUCCAAGAGCAGCAUGGAGGCCAAGCCAGAAGCCAGCCCUCAGCUGCCAAAGAAAUCUGUCACUGCCAGCACCCUGACAUCCACGGGCAGCAGUGAAGCUCCAGCCUCGUUCGAUGGAGUGCUCCCAGAAGAGGAGGAGGCAGUGGCAGAGAGCCCUGUGGAAAAAGACCUCGGCAUUGCAAAUAUCAUGGGAGAGAAGAUGGACAUCAUUGGCCCUGUGAACUCCCCUUCCCUGGACUUCAAUGACAACGAAGACAUUCCCACUGAGCUCAGUGACUCCUCAGAGACCCACGAUGAAGGGGAAGUCCAGGCCUUUUACGAGGACCUGAAUGGCCGUCAGUACGUGAACGAGGUGUUCAACUUCAGCGUGGACAAGCUCUACGACCUGCUCUUCACAGACUCCCAGUUCCAGAGGGACUUCAUGGAGCAGCGCCGGUUCUCUGAUAUUAUCUUUAAUCCCUGGAAGAAGGAAGAAAAUGGCAAUCAGACCAGAGUGAUCCUGUAUACCAUUACCCUCACCAACCCUCUGGCCCCCAAAACUGCCACUGUCACAGAGACACAGACAAUGUACAAGGCCAGCCAGGAGAGCGAGUGCUAUGUCAUAGAUGCAGAGGUGCUAACCCACGACGUCCCCUACCACGAUUAUUUCUACACCAUCAACCGCUACACGUUGACUCGUGUGGCCAGAAACAAAAGCCGACUCAGGGUUUCCACGGAGUUACGUUACAGGAAACAGCCUUGGGGACUGGUGAAAUCCUUCAUUGAGAAGAAUUUUUGGAGUGGCCUGGAGGAUUAUUUCCGUCAUUUGGAGAGCGAGCUGGCCAAGACGGAGAGCACGUACCUGGCCGAGGUGCACAGACAAUCCCCCAAGGAGAAGGUGAGCAAGCAAUCCACGGUGCGGCGCCGGAAACGCGCCCACGCCCACCUGCGGGUGCCACACCUGGAGGAGGUGCUGAGCCCCGUCACCACCCCCACCGACGAGGAGGUGGCACACCGCAGCAAGCACGUGGCAGGUUCCACUCAGACACGGCACAUCCCCGAGGAAAGCCCCAGUGGCUUCCACCUGCAGAGUGUCUCCAAGCUGCUCCUUGUCAUCAGUUUUGUGAUCUGUUUCAGUCUGGUGCUGCUGGUCAUUCUCAAUAUGAUGCUGUUCUACAAACUCUGGAUGUUGGAAUAUACUACACAGACCCUCACAGCGUGGCAGGGCUUGAGGCUGCAGGAGAGGUUGCCCCAGUCUCAGACAGAGUGGGCCCAGUUACUGGAGUCCCAGCAGAAGUACCACGACUCGGAGCUGCAGAAGUGGCGGGAGAUCAUCAAAUCCUCCGUGAUGCUGCUGGACCAGAUGAAGGAUUCCCUAAUAAACCUUCAGAAUGGCAUCGGGUCCCGGGACUUCGGGUCAGAUCCAGAGGAGAAACGGAAACGUUUCCACUGACAGGCAGGAAUGCAGGAGGCCAGAGGACGGUGUGCAAUAUGUGUAAAUAGGAUAUAUAAAUAUAUAUAUAAAUAUAUAUAUAUAUAUACAGAAUAUAAAUAUAUAUAUUAUAUACAGAUUUUAAGAGAAAAAAAAAAAACCACAAAACAAAGCCUACGUAUCGAGGGGAAGGGUUUUGACCUCCAACACUGGCUGAACUGGAGUGUCUCUGGUAGUGGGGGGGUGUGUGUGGGAGGGCUGUGCUCUCCCAGCACUGAGCUGUGCUUAGGGCCGAGCCCAGGGGUGCUCCCUGGGCCCUGCACUGCUCCUCUGUAAUAUUGCUGGCUGUUUGUCUGUCUGUCUGUUUAGUUUUUGUUGUUCCAAAGGGAAGCAUCAGCGUGAGUGCCCCCCCCCCUCCCCAGCCCCCUCCCCACGCAUGAGGGUCCCUGGUUGACUGUAUUUAUCUCUGCAUAAAAAGGGGACACUGUCAACUCCCUGACCUUGCUGGCUUCAGGGCAGAGAGGGUUUGGCCAUGGCAGUCAACCCCUUGCAGAACUGUCCCACGGUUGGAGAGGAGGCCUCGGGGAGAGUUGCUGUAGGUCUGCAGAGAGCAGGUCUCCCUGGCAGUCACCUCCUGCACCCCUGGGUGCAGAAACACAGUUGGCUGUCACAGGGGCCAGCCUGGUUCAGAGGGCGAAGGCCAGGAUGGAAAGGAGCUGAAAUGCUGUCCACAAGCACCAAUUUGCUGUUGGUGCAGCAGAAAGAGGCGAGGAGAGGGUGGGGAGGGGAGAACCUGCCCCCAAGGUGUGUGGGUGGAGCAGGGCCACCCCUGUGACAGUGUCCCCUUUACCUUGGCUGUAGUUCUCUGCUUUCCAUGUGCUUGGGCCCCUGCCAUAAAGCCAUCCCCGUGCUGAAAAUCUACAUCUGUGCUGAACAGGCAACUCCCCACGAGGGUGGGAGUACCCCAACCGAAAAACAAACCCCAAAUUAGGAUUUAUGUGCAGCCACUGCCCAGCUCAGCAAAUCUCUCUCCUGCCCCUGGUCUACAAGACCAUUUUGUUCGUAUCUUGUCUUAUAAAAUCUGUGGGAAAACAUUAGUGAGAAAAAUAACUUGAUUUCCUUCCCUGGGAUAAACUUACAUGUUUGUGGCUAUGCAGCAACAGCCACCACUGUGGGUAUCUGUGACUGCAUCUGUGUGCACCAAGGCUUCCAAAAACCCAGGAGAGGUGAGGAAGGGUCACAGG